Molecule: messenger RNA, 4618 nt
Organism: Nomascus leucogenys (northern white-cheeked gibbon)
Lineage: Eukaryota; Metazoa; Chordata; Mammalia; Primates; Hylobatidae
Gene: PDPR
Product: pyruvate dehydrogenase phosphatase regulatory subunit
Cellular component (GO): mitochondrion; mitochondrial matrix; cytoplasm
Molecular function (GO): protein binding; oxidoreductase activity
Source: RefSeq, a predicted model, not a curated record
UUGCCCGGGGGCCGUAAAGCGCGGAAGGUCGCGGUCUCGGCUUCCCCGGAACUUUUUGCUCGCUUCGCCCCGCCCCCUUCCCAUCCCCGAAUCCCGCUUUCCGGCCCGCGGCGACCCCCGGCGACCGUUGUGGCUGCCGCGUUGCUCCCGCCGGGCUGUAGCUGAGCGGGGAGCCCGUGGGGGCCGGUGAGUUUGAAUUCCUGAGAUCUAGUUGGUGAGAGACGUGAUGUUCUACCGGUUGCUGUCGAUUGUUGGAAGACAAAGAGCCAGCCCAGGAUGGCAGAACUGGUCCUCUGCAAGAAACAGCGCGUCAGCUGCCGAGGCGCGUUCCAUGGCCCUGCCCACCCAGGCACAGGUGGUCAUCUGUGGAGGUGGAAUCAUGGGCACAUCGGUGGCCUAUCACCUCUCCAAAAUGGGGUGGAAGGAUAUCGUCCUUUUGGAGCAGGGCAGGCUGGCUGCUGGCUCUACCAGGUUCUGUGCUGGCAUCCUGAGCACUGCCAGGCACUUGACCAUUGAGCAGAAGAUGGCAGACUACUCAAGCAAACUCUACCAUCAGUUAGAGCAAGAAACAGGGAUCCAAACAGGUUACACAAGGACAGGCUCAAUCUUUCUGGCCCAAACUCAGGAUCGACUGAUCUCCCUGAAGCGCAUCAACGCAGGGCUGAAUGUUAUAGGUAUCCCUUCUGAGAUCAUCUCCCCCAAGAAAGUGGCCGAGCUUCACCAUCUCCUCAACGUGCACGACCUGGUGGGGGCCAUGCAUGUUCCUGAGGAUGCAGUGGUGUCUUCUGCUGACGUGGCUCUUGCCCUGGCAAGUGCUGCCUCCCAAAAUGGUGUUCAGAUCUAUGACCGGACAUCUGUUCUUCAUGUAAUGGUCAAAAAAGGUCAAGUUACUGGAGUGGAGACAGAUAAAGGACAGAUUGAAUGCCAGUAUUUUGUCAACUGUGCUGGCCAGUGGGCAUACGAGCUGGGUCUGUCCAACGAGGAGCCGGUUAGUAUCCCGCUACAUGCCUGCGAACACUUCUACCUCCUGACUCGCCCCUUGGAGACCCCUCUGCAGAGCAGCACACCAACUAUUGUGGAUGCUGAUGGAAGAAUUUAUAUUCGGAACUGGCAGGGUGGCAUCUUGUCUGGGGGCUUUGAGAAGAACCCGAAACCAAUUUUCACUGAGGGCAAGAACCAGCUGGAGAUUCAGAAUCUACAGGAAGACUGGGAUCACUUUGAGCCUCUGUUGAGUUCCCUUCUGAGGAGGAUGCCAGAAUUAGAGACUCUGGAGAUCAUGAAGUUGGUGAAUUGCCCAGAGACCUUCACACCAGACAUGAGGUGCAUCAUGGGCGAGUCUCCUGCAGUGCAGGGCUACUUUGUCCUGGCAGGAAUGAACUCUGCUGGCCUUUCAUUUGGUGGAGGAGCCGGAAAGUACCUUGCUGAAUGGAUGGUACAUGGUUAUCCCUCAGAAAACGUUUGGGAAUUGGACCUGAAACGUUUUGGAGCCCUCCAGAGCAGCCGCACCUUUCUCCGCCACCGGGUCAUGGAAGUCAUGCCUUUGAUGUAUGAUCUGAAGGUUCCCCGCUGGGACUUCCAGACUGGUAGGCAGUUACGCACCUCUCCUCUCUACGACCGGCUGGAUGCACAGGGAGCCAGGUGGAUGGAGAAACAUGGAUUUGAGAGGCCAAAGUACUUUGUUCCCCCUGGCAAGGACCUCCUGGCAUUGGAGCAGAGCAAGACUUUCUAUAAGCCAGAUUGGUUUGACAUCGUGGAGUCUGAAGUCAAGUGCUGUAAGGAAGCUGUGUGUGUCAUUGACAUGUCCUCUUUCACAAAGUUUGAGAUAACAUCCACUGGGGAUCAGGCUUUAGAAGUUCUACAGUACCUCUUCUCCAAUGACCUGGAUGUGCCCGUGGGCCACAUUGUGCAUACCGGCAUGCUCAACGAGGGUGGAGGGUAUGAAAAUGACUGCAGCAUAGCACGACUGAACAAGCGCAGUUUCUUCAUGAUCUCUCCAACCGACCAGCAGGUCCACUGUUGGGCCUGGCUUAAGAAACACAUGCCGAAAGACAGCAACCUGCUCCUGGAGGACGUCACCUGGAAGUACACAGCCCUCAAUCUGAUUGGCCCUCGAGCUGUGGAUGUGCUGUCCGAGUUGUCCUAUGCCCCUAUGACUCCAGAUCACUUCCCAAGCCUCUUUUGCAAGGAGAUGAGCGUGGGCUAUGCAAAUGGGAUCCGGGUGAUGAGCAUGACGCACACAGGAGAGCCAGGAUUCAUGCUCUACAUCCCCAUAGAGUAUGCCCUGCAUGUAUACAAUGAAGUGAUGAGUGUUGGCCAGAAAUACGGAAUCCGGAAUGCUGGGUAUUAUGCUCUUCGCAGUCUCCGAAUUGAGAAGUUUUUUGCCUUCUGGGGUCAGGAUAUAAAUAACCUCACCACGCCCCUGGAAUGUGGACGAGAGUCUCGGGUGAAAUUAGAGAAGGGCAUGGAUUUCAUUGGUCGCGACGCCCUCCUGCAGCAGAAGCAGAAUGGAGUGUAUAAACGCCUCACCAUGUUCAUCCUGGACGACCAUGACACAGACCUAGACCUUUGGCCUUGGUGGGGCGAGCCCAUUUACCGGAAUGGGCAGUAUGUUGGCAAGACCACCAGCAGUGCCUAUAGCUACAGCCUGGAGCGCCACGUUUGCUUGGGCUUUGUGCACAAUUUUUCUGAGGACACGGGGGAAGAGCAGGUGGUGACAGCAGAUUUCAUCAACCAGGGAGAGUAUGAGAUUGACAUCGCGGGAUACCGCUUCCAGGCCAAGGCCAAGCUCUACCCCAUCGCCUCCCUCUUCACCCAGAAGCGCCGAAAGGAUGACAUGGAGCUGAGUGACUUACAUGGAAAGUGAUGCCACCAGGGCAGCCUCACCUCCUCCCCAUCAUCUUGUCCUAGAGUGGGCGUCACCUUGGAGCUUCUCUUCCUUCCGCCUCCGUUCCUCUUCUGGAGCCUUUGCCUCCCAUCUCUUAUCUCCUUGAUAUAAUUUUGAACUUGACCUACUUUAAACUUUUUUGCUCUGCAGCCUUGUCCUUCCACCUCCUCCUCCUAAUAUUCACUCCAGGCUCUUCUUCCCUUCCCACCCCCCACUCAGCUUCUCAUGGUGGCAGGAGGUGUGUCUGACAGGCAGGACAGAAGCAAGCUCCACUGGGGACAUGAGUGAUGGUGACAGCUGCUUUCAAAUUCUGCAUCUCAAAGCAGGGCAAGCCAGGGUGGUGCAGGUCUCGGGGCACGAGUCCCUCUCCCUUGGGUUCCAUUUUCUUGGAGCAGCCUAUUAGUUCUGGUGGGGUUGCCGUGUGUCGGAUGCAGCCCUGAGGGGCAGCUCGUGCCUGCAGCCCGGCAGCUCGUUCUCCUGUUCUGCUGUGCUGUGGGCUGGCACUGGAUACUUCUGGCAAGAGGAUGAUCAUCUACCUCACUGAUGAGAGGCAUCGCAUGGACGUUCUCUGGUCUGUAGUGGAGAUAAGCAGUUAACCUAGCACCAUCCUCAUCCUCCCUGCAGAAGCCAUUAGCAGACCUUUGGGCCAGGGCAGCCUCCCUAAUAAUUUUCUUCAUCUCUUGCUAAUCUCUGUAAUAAGGUUGCUUUUUCUUUCUUAGUUGAGUAAACAAGUAAGCCACAGUGUCUGAAAGGGAAAAACCAUGUUGCCUUGUGUGCUGCUUUUCCCAGUCAAAAGGGUCUGACCUCAGAAAGUCCCCCACCAGUGACGCUGAGUGUUCUGCUAUGGAAACAAUGCUGCUUUUCUCUCAGCUGUCCAAAGUUCAGCCGUCCCUCCCACCCCUUCUACCAGUGCGUUUGACUUUGUCAGGUCAGCCUCACUUGUCUCCUUCACAGUUGGCCCAUUAAGUCAUAUUUCUCUCCCUUUAGAAUAGGGAGGGGAAGGGAUCAGGUGUGUUGUCCUGAGCCUUUCAACCUUGCGGGCUGUGCUGAGUUCCAGAGAGCUGCCGGAAUUCCAGGUUUGACUCUUCAGCACAGAGCAGAGCUACACAGAGGUGACCCACAUUAGUCUACUGAGAGUUCUGAGUCCAAGGGGUGUACGUUGCAUAAGGCUAGAGACCGCUUUUCCUCCUUUCCCCCCAGGCUCUUUGUUUCCCUCCCCCCACCCUUCCAUAUCCUCUGGAGCAGAAGACAAUGUGGGUGCCCAGGAGUGCCCUGCGCUUUCAGGCAGUGUGUCUGUUUUCCCAAGGUGAAACUUAGAUAUCAUGGACUGUUGUCCAGCCUCAGUGCUUCAUUUUCCCCUUGCAUAUCAACUGCCCUAAUCUGACUUUAAGUGCAAAAAACUGCAAUAAGACAUUUUGGUUAGUAAAACUGUAGCCUUUGGUGUGUGGGUAUCUUGGAAGCGUUAGCUCUGAUAGGUCUGUAAGUGUAUUAAGGGAGAUCCUUCCAUUUCAUUAGAGCAGCUUAAAAUGCUCAGGUGUCUGCCUUCUCUGGUGUUUCUUUGGGAUCUCUGUUUAGACACUUACGCUGGCUCCUUCUAGACAUUUCUUGCCACUUCCCCAACUAGACCACUCCUAGUGAUUACUGAGUUUAGUGUCCACCUUUGUGGAAGCUUCUAGUUGGCUUAUUAAAGGAGCAUAUGAUUAGAAUUCUGUUUGGAGGUCUAGUUGUCUUGGA